AUGGCGUACAGCCUGAAGAUGGCCUGUGUCGCCAUCGCUCUCGCCGCCACCGCGCUCCUCUUCACCAUCCCACGAUCUCAAGCAUGGGAUGCGGACAUGGUGCCGGUGGGGGCGCCGGAGCACGCGUUGACGGCGAUCCCGGGCGGCGGCGCAGAGACGUUGGCAGCGGGGGCGCCGGUGUGCCUCCAGUGCCGGUGCUGCUCCAGGUCGAACUCGGGCAGCUGCCAGAUCACCAGCUGCUGCUCCACCUUCAACUGCGACCCCACCGGCAAGUGCAACGUCGUGCAACAGAAGUGCGGCUGCAACGGCUGCUAA
Messenger RNA from Triticum turgidum subsp. durum (durum wheat), 315 nucleotides. The record is from the annotation of a GenBank genome assembly. Lineage: Eukaryota; Viridiplantae; Streptophyta; Magnoliopsida; Poales; Poaceae.